Messenger RNA from Peromyscus maniculatus bairdii (prairie deer mouse), 2282 nucleotides. The record is from RefSeq and is a predicted model, not a curated record. NCBI's taxonomy places the organism in Eukaryota, Metazoa, Chordata, Mammalia, Rodentia, Cricetidae.
UGUAGUUGCACCUGAGAUCACUUCCGGCGGGUGACGGUGCGGACGGGUCAGGAGCGUAGAGGCGGCGGCAAAAUGGCGGCGCCUGAGGAGCAGGAUCUAACUCAGGAGCAGACCGAGAAGCUGCUGCAGUUUCAGGGACAUGUGUGUGCUGUGAAAGGCAGCAGUGUGUAAAUGCUUGCUUGUGAAGACUGAUUCUGGAAUAAGGCUGCCUGGAUUCGAUUCUGCCUUCUCCAGUUACUAACUUUCAGCUCUGGUCCUAGGGGCUGAGAAGUCCAAGUUUGAAAGAUCUGUACUGUCAAGAGCCUAUGCAUUUCGUCACUCUAUGGCACACCGUGGAAGGAUAAGAGAACAUGAAAGAAACACACACACCCGUAAUCUCAGUUCUUGGGAGGCGAAGGAUCUGACUGGCAUAGAAUCCAUGGAGCAGUGUCGCCUUGCUUUGGAGCAGCAUAACUGGAAUAUGGAGGCUGCAGUCCAGGACAGACUGAAUGAGCAAGAGGGUGUACCGAGUGUUUUCAAUCCACCUCCGUCCCGACCCCUACAGGUUAAUACAGCUGAUCACAGGAUCUACAGCUAUGUUGUCUCAAGACCACAACCAAGGGGGCUGCUUGGAUGGGGUUAUUACUUGAUAAUGCUUCCAUUCCGGUUUACCUAUUACACGAUACUUGAUAUAUUUAGGUUUGCUCUUCGUUUUAUACGGCCUGACCCUCGCAGCCGGGUCACUGACCCUGUUGGGGACAUUGUUUCAUUUAUGCACUCUUUUGAAGAGAAAUAUGGGAGGGCACACCCUGUCUUCUACCAGGGAACGUACAGCCAGGCACUUAAUGAUGCCAAGCGGGAACUUCGAUUUCUCUUGGUUUAUCUUCAUGGAGAUGACCACCAGGACUCCGAUGAGUUCUGUCGCAACACUCUCUGUGCACCUGAAGUUGUCACACUGAUCAACAGCAGGAUGCUCUUUUGGGCUUGUUCCACAAACAAACCUGAGGGGUACAGGGUCUCACAGGCUUUACGAGAGAAUACCUAUCCAUUCCUGGCUAUGAUUAUGUUGAAAGAUCGCCGAAUGACUGUGGUGGGACGGCUAGAAGGCCUCAUUCAGCCUGAUGACCUCAUCAACCAGCUGACAUUUAUUAUGGACGCAAACCAGACUUACCUGGUAUCAGAACGCCUGGAAAGAUCUGUCCACAGGGAAGAAAGGAACCAGACCCAAGUGCUGAGGCAACAACAGGACGAAGCCUACCUGGCUUCCCUCAGGGCGGACCAGGAGAAAGAAAGGAAGAAGAGAGAGGAGCGGGAGAGGAAGCGCCGGAAGGAGGAGGAGGUGCAGCAGCAGAAGCUGGCGGAGGAGAGAAGGCGGCAGAACUUACAGGAGGAAAAAGAAAGAAAGUUGGAAUGCCUGCCUCCUGAGCCAUCCCCAGAUGACCCUGAAAGUGUCAAGAUCAUUUUCAAGUUACCCAAUGAUUCCAGAGUAGAGAGACGAUUCCAUUUUUCACAGUCUCUAACAGUCAUCCAUGACUUCUUAUUCUCCUUGAAGGAAAGCCCUGAGAAGUUCCAGAUUGAAGCCAAUUUCCCAAGACGGGUCCUGCCCUGUGUCCCUUCAGAAGAAUGGCCCAACCCCCCCACGCUGCAGGAGGCAGGACUCAGCCACACAGAGGUUCUCUUUGUUCAGGACCUGACAGACGAGUGACAGUUUUAUGCCUCCUCCCUCCUACCCCAAUCCCUAAGAGAAAUGGAAAAACAAAAAGAGAGAACAAGAGAUAAAUUCAUAUUAUUAUUAUUAUAAUACAAUAUUUUUUUGAAGAAAACUGCUGCAUCCUAAGGAAGGAUCAGAAACCAUGCUGCCUGCAAGAGUCACAGCCUGUGUGCGUGUGCAAGGCCAGCAAUGAACACACCUGCUCGGCAGACUUACCUUCCCACAGCCUCUCCCACACACCUUCCAGUGAAGAGACUUCUCCUCCAACCCAUCCAUUGUCCAAGUGGGGAAGGAGACAUUCCCACUGUCUCUCAUUCAUUCUUGCUUUUCUAGAAAAUACAAAUGGAAACCUCCCUCAACCAGCUACAGCAGCAUCUCCUGAGGAAGAGGGGAGCCGGUAUGGAAAGGACAGCAGGCUGCCUGCAGUUUACGAAUAACUUUGUUUCUGUUUGUUUUGUAACGAUAAUGACCAAAGGAUUGAGGCUGACCUAGGUGUAUUUUUUUCCUUAAAUUUAUUUGAUAAAGAGCCAAUGCCGUGGGUUCCUUAGCCCAAGGUGGUGUAAUAAAGGUGCCCUGGGCUAAUUUGCGCUUA